UUCCAGAGUCCACCAUGAAGAGAUUCCUGGUCCUUUGUGACUGCCUCUGGGCCUGGAGCCUCCUCCUGAAUGCACUGACUGAAAGAAGCUAUGGACAAACCUCAUCCCAAGAUGAGCUUAAAGACAACACCACAGUGUUCACCAGAAUAUUGGAUCGACUUCUGGAUGGCUACGACAACCGCUUGAGACCAGGACUGGGAGAGCGUGUAACUGAAGUGAAGACUGACAUCUUCGUCACCAGUUUUGGGCCUGUUUCAGACCAUGAUAUGGAAUACACUAUAGAUGUAUUUUUCCGCCAAAGCUGGAAAGAUGAGAGAUUAAAAUUCAAAGGACCUAUGACUGUUCUCCGGUUAAAUAAUUUAAUGGCCAGCAAAAUUUGGACGCCUGAUACCUUUUUCCACAAUGGAAAGAAGUCAGUGGCUCAUAACAUGACAAUGCCAAAUAAACUCUUACGAAUCACAGAGGAUGGGACGUUGCUAUACACCAUGAGAUUGACUGUGAGAGCAGAAUGUCCAAUGCACUUAGAAGACUUUCCUAUGGAUGCACAUGCUUGCCCCUUGAAAUUUGGAAGCUAUGCUUAUACCAGAGCAGAGGUUGUGUAUGAGUGGACACGGGAACCAGCAAGGUCAGUGGUUGUGGCUGAAGAUGGCUCUCGACUGAACCAGUAUGAUCUGCUUGGACAAACUGUGGACUCUGGGAUUGUGCAGUCCAGUACAGGGGAAUAUGUUGUUAUGACUACACAUUUUCAUUUGAAGAGGAAGAUUGGUUACUUUGUCAUCCAGACUUAUCUGCCAUGCAUCAUGACAGUGAUACUGUCACAGGUGUCCUUCUGGCUUAACAGAGAAUCUGUUCCUGCAAGGACUGUAUUUGGAGUAACAACUGUGCUGACCAUGACUACCCUGAGCAUCAGUGCCAGGAACUCCCUGCCCAAGGUGGCCUAUGCCACGGCCAUGGACUGGUUCAUCGCCGUCUGCUACGCCUUCGUCUUCUCGGCGCUCAUCGAGUUCGCCACCGUCAACUACUUCACCAAGAGGGGCUACGCCUGGGACGGCAAGAGCGUCGUGCCAGAAAAGCCAAAGAAGGUGAAGGAUCCUCUCAUCAAGAAAAACAACACAUACACAGCUGCAGCUACGAGCUACACCCCUAAUAUUGCAAGGGACCCUGGGCUGGCAACCAUUGCUAAAAGUGCAACAAUUGAGCCCAAAGAAGUGAAGCCAGAAACAAAACCUGCAGAGCCCAAGAAAACUUUUAACAGUGUCAGUAAAAUUGAUCGGCUAUCGAGAAUAGCCUUCCCUCUGCUUUUUGGGAUCUUUAAUUUAGUCUACUGGGCCACCUAUUUAAACAGGGAGCCCCAGCUAAAGGUUCAAACUCCACAUCAAUAACCUCAUUUCUUGGUAUAGUUCUGUUUUGUCUUUGGCUCUGGGAAUUGCUUCCCCUUUUCACAUACAGUAAUUCCCAUUUGCUUCAUUGCCUCUGUCUUAAAGAAAAUAAAGGUUUCUUUAGUUAGCAAAAGGUAAAAUAUAACUGUAUAUUUAAAAAAAAAACCUGUGUGUGAGGGGGAGAAUGUUAUAAACUAUAUACUUUGGAAAAAUGAUUUUUGGAAAUGGAAAAGAGUUGUAGAGUAACGGGAGGGUGGAAAAAAAAAGAAACCAUUUGUAGCAAGCUUAGUACUGAAUAUCCCCAAAAGAUAGUGUAUAUGUACAUGAAAAAGCUAUUUUUAUUCAGAAGAUUGUAGGGAUGGGGGAAAUAUUCUUUAUGACAUUCCUGAUGCGUAUCUUAGCCUGUGUCAUUUAUUCAGCCACUGUUUAUAAUCUUUUCAAGGAUGUAAAGCUUUCCAUUUGCUGAAUCCCAUAAGAUAUUUUAUUUUCCUAAUCCCUUUUCUCUAUUUCCAAACUACCUGACUUACAAUAUUAAAUAGUCUUUAAUGAGAAAGGAAAUCUAUUCACUCUAGGUACAGUUUGUCACUGUAUAGCACAUAAGAUCUAAUGGUAACAAAUGCUUUAAUCUGCUCUCUUACUGCAAGCUUGUUCCAAGCACUAAGUUGUCACUAGACUAGAUUUAAAACCAGUUGCACAACCAAGUGCAGAUCCCAAAUUUCUACUAUCACCUGUGUAAUCCAAACAAUUCCUGGAUGCUUUAAAGAUAGCUUUUACUCAUCACUAUGUUUUAGAGAGUUAAAACAAAAAAAAAAAACAAACCACAAAAUUUUUGCAAGCUCUAGAUAUGUUGAAUGUAUUCUUUUAUAAAAUGAUACAUUAAAAGAAGCUUUAGACUGAGAUUUAUGAAUAGCAGAAAGAAAAUAUAGUAUUUAAAUAAUAUCUGUAAAUAUGCAGCAUGAGAUUGUACAUUUUUUUACUUUUUUAAAGUUGUGUUCUUAAAACAUUGUGUAGGAUUCACCUCUUAGCUCUUAAUAUGUUGUUAAAUGCUCAAUAAAACAUAUUUAGAGCCUGAAUUAAAGGAAAAAAACAAAUCAGUGGUACUGGAAAGCUUACAACAAUAAGCAGAAAGUGCUUGGAAUUUAUUCCAUUUGUAAAGUGGUGAAGUGUACAGCAGCUUGCAAUUUGACAAUGUCAUCCAACGUAUACUAUUAGAUUAAUGACUGGUCUGCUCAGGUCAUGCAUAAACACUAAAGUAUGGGAUUAUAUUUGGUAGAUAAAAUGGUGAAAUAUUUGUUAAGACAGAAGUUCAUCUGUAUAUUACUGCUAUAUUUGCUGAAACAUAACUGUUACAAUAAGCGAUGUAAUAUAUGUAGCAUUAAAUACAAAGAAGUCAUACAUAAAAGAAUGUACAGGAAAAUAGAUUUUAUUGAGUAAACUUACUACAUUUCAUUUUUACUGUAGCAAUAUAUUUGUAGGAACAAUAUGUAAGGGCUUUAAAUACAAGAUGUCCAUUUUGCAGGUAUUGUGCUCCCUUUAAAAAAAAUUCUAGUCAGUAUCAUUACUGCUAACUCUUAGAAAUAAACUUUAUCUGAAAGUUUUUUCAAAGAGACUGGAAGAAUGGUGGAUAUUUGCAAGAAUCAAUUAAAAAUAUAAUUUAUGCUGUUGAAUGGAUUUUGAAACAGUGCUACAUGAGCCUCUAGAGAAACAGCUACUGAGAGUCAAGUUUAAUAGGCAGUGAUUUCUAAACUCUUAAUAAAUCAAGAAGUUGACAUUCUCUAUCUACAAAAGGAAAUAUUUAAUGUUUUAUUUAGAGAUUUAUUUUUUUUUAAUAAUUCUUCAUUGUCUAACAUUUAGUCCUGUCUGAACUUGAUAAGUUACCUGAUUGGAUCUUAUUUAAAAGGGGAUGUUUCAUCUCUGGUAUCAUGUGUAGAUAUAUGUAUAGAAAAAAAUAAACUAUGGCUCUUUAA
Molecule: messenger RNA, 3346 nt
Organism: Haemorhous mexicanus (house finch)
Lineage: Eukaryota; Metazoa; Chordata; Aves; Passeriformes; Fringillidae
Gene: GABRA1
Product: gamma-aminobutyric acid type A receptor subunit alpha1
Exons: 9
Coding region: 15-1382 (455 amino acids)
Biological process (GO): gamma-aminobutyric acid signaling pathway; regulation of postsynaptic membrane potential; nervous system process
Cellular component (GO): GABA-A receptor complex; dendrite membrane; synapse
Molecular function (GO): benzodiazepine receptor activity; inhibitory extracellular ligand-gated monoatomic ion channel activity; GABA-A receptor activity
Source: RefSeq, a predicted model, not a curated record